Molecule: messenger RNA, 9653 nt
Organism: Chiloscyllium plagiosum (whitespotted bambooshark)
Lineage: Eukaryota; Metazoa; Chordata; Chondrichthyes; Orectolobiformes; Hemiscylliidae
Gene: uhmk1
Product: U2AF homology motif (UHM) kinase 1
Biological process (GO): positive regulation of translational initiation; peptidyl-serine phosphorylation; regulation of protein export from nucleus
Cellular component (GO): neuronal ribonucleoprotein granule; nucleus
Molecular function (GO): protein serine/threonine kinase activity; RNA binding; ATP binding
Source: RefSeq, a predicted model, not a curated record
GGGUGGGGGGGUGAGAGCGAGCCUGUGGCCUUGUUUACAGGCCCGGAGAGGUGGGGGUGGGGAAGGCCGCCUGUCGAGCCGAUCUUAGCUGGACCGGGAGCCAGCGGCCGUCCCGCAGCAUAACACCGUUAACCAUCCCCGACCUCUUCCAACGAACUCUGCUCCAGGCAAAUGGCGACCUACGUCGGAGCGAGGCCCCGGGGCCCGAGGCCUAGGCCCCGGCCCCGGCCGCGGUAUCAUACGGGGGGCGGUUGGUACUCGGAAGAAGAGCGGCUCAGCAGCAACCUGCCGCCGCUUGGCGUCUUCCAGGCGAACGGGCGGCUGUGGCGGGCGCAGCGGUGCCUCGGUAAAGGGUCGUCGGCCGCCGUCUACCGCGUGACAUCGGGGGCGGCCCGGGCGGCCGUCAAACAGUUCGUGCACGACACCAAGUCGGACUACGGCUUUUUGACCGAGAGCGGGGUCUUGGAAGACCUGCAGGGCCACAGGAAUAUCGUGACUUUAUAUGGGAGAUUUUCCAACAUGUCCUACACAAACCAACGUUGUAACUGCAUUUUGCUGGAAUUGUUGGAUGUCAGUGUCUCAGAGCUGCUGCUACACUCCAUUAAUCGAGGCCAUUCAAUGUGGAUGAUCCAGCACUGUGCACGGGAUGUACUCAAUGCAUUAGCUUUUAUUCACCGAGAGGGUUACGUGCAUGCAGAUCUCAAACCAUGUAAUAUACUGUGGAGUGCGGAGGAUGAGUGCUUUAAACUCAUUGACUUUGGCCUCAGUUUCCAAGAAGGCAAUCAGGAUGUAAAAUAUAUUCAGACAGAUGGUUAUAGAUCUCCUGAAGCGGAGCUACAUAACAUGCUAGCACAGAUGGGCAUGGAAAGCAACACAGAAUGUACAACUGCAGUUGAUAUCUGGAGCCUUGGAAUAAUUUUGCUGGAGAUGUUCUCGGGAAUAAAACUGAAAGAGACUAUCAAAUCUCCACAGUGGAAGGCAAACAGUUCUGCCAUCAUCGAUUCCAUUUUUGCAAGUAAAGAUAUGGUAUACUCGGCUAUCCCAGUUUAUCACCUCAGAGAUGUUAUCAAAAGUAUGCUUCAUGAUGAUCCAGCACACAGAACUACAGCAGAACAUGCUUUAUACAACCCUUUCUUCAGCAUUCCCUUUGCACCUCAUAUUGAAGAUUUGGUUAUGCUUCCAACACCAGUGCUGAGACUACUCAAUGUUAUUGAUGAUAGCCAUCUUCAGUGUGAAGAAUAUGAAGAUGUUGUGGAAGAUGUGAGGGAAGAAUGCCAGAAGUUUGGACCAGUUAUGUCUCUGCUUGUCCCAAAGGACAAUCCUGGUAAAGGCCAGGUUUUUGUUGAAUUCAGACGUGCAGCUGACUGCAAAGUGGCCCAGCAGAUGCUGACCGGAAGAAUGUUCGAUGGCAAAUUUGUUGUGGCUACGUUCUACCCGCUUUGUGCCUACAAGAGGGGAUAUCUGUAUCAUACCGUAGUUGCUGACACCUAAGUUACAACAGGGCUCACCAUAUUUUGCAAUCACCCAGGUUCCUUUUGAAAUGUUCCUUAAUACAAUAGUGUAAAAGGUUAAAUAUUUUGCUCCGUUUCCUUUUGUGUGUAAGCGAGCAUCAAUUUAAGCAGCUAGUUUUAGAGAAAAGGUUUACAGAGUUAGGGAUUAAUGCACUUAAAUCUGUUGGCAAGUUAUUAACAAAUUCUAUUUUAUUACUAGAAAUUAUUGCAACCUGCAGUUGGUUCGUAAAAUGCUGAAAUAACAUCUUUGCUGGCAGAGCUAUCAAUUACAUUCUUGUUAAUGGGGAGCAUGCUGGUGAAAAUUAAGAUUACCGUAUUUGAACCUAAAAAAAAUCACAGAACAUUUUUGUAAAUAGUGGGAAAUAUAGAAGACAAAAGUAGGUUGAAUCUGAUAGUGAGGUCAUAAGGAUCACAUUGCAAGCAUUUAAGUGCUCUAGAUGCAGAAAAGAUGUAAUUUCUUAAAGGUUUUAAUGAACGUGUGUAAGUAUACUCAGAUGCACGCAUGCAAACACCCACAUACACCAGAAAAAUAGCUUUUUACUGUGAGCGAGGGGGAUGCAGAUUUGAGCACUUUCUCUUAAAAUUCUCAGUAAUGCUUUAUUUGGCCUUCAUAUUACAGCAGCUUGAAUGGUACGUGUGUGGUGCAGUGUAGAUGUAUUUAUAUUCAGGGAGAUAAAAGACGUUCCUUGUACCCAAAGUUUGUGAGAAGAUUUGUAGCGCGGGUGCUCGUUGUUGUGGUUCUGUUCGCCGAGCUGGGACAACACAAGUUCCUUGUACCAUUUCAGAACUUGAGAUAGUAUUACAUGGAUUUUCUUUUUGCCUCACCCUGCGACAGCUUUGGUACUGUUCAGUGGCUUCGUGAUGGACAAACUCACCAUAGCAGGCCCCAAACACUAACUAAAGAGCAACUUCUUCCACAUCUGAAUAUGCUCAGAUAUAUAGUCAGCAGUCCAUAUCAGCAGCAAAUUGUUUAGUAGUAUUACUAGGGACAUAAACAGCAUUUAAAUCUUGACUGCAAAGUACACUUGGCUUCCUUAGACAUCUUUUAUAUAUCUCAUAAUUUAGUAUAAAUAAAAUCUAGUAUUCCUAAAAUAGUAGAGACCAUAAUCAUUUUAUUGCCCUCAUAAAUCAUUCAAAUGAUCCAAAUAAAAUUCAGAUGUAAUUUCAGGGAAAUGAGAAAUAGCAUACGUACUCUAGUGAGUGCCAAGCAUACCAGAUUUUACUGUAAAGUCAAAAAUACCCAAAACCAAAAGAACUUCAAUAAAAGGAUUAGUCUAACAUAGUUGUGACUGCAUCUAUCUUGUUACCAUGACAAUAUUAAAAUACAUUGCAUUUUGUAUAAAUAUGUUUGGAGUUGGGAAUAUAUCCAAUCAAUAUUUCAAGGUUUUCCUUCAUUUGACCUAGAGAGACUGUUCAUAUAAAUUUUUAUUAUUAUUUGAGCCAGUAAUGAUGACAUACUAACCAUGUCUCCAGAUAUUGCAAUUUAAAAACAAAAUUGCAGUUGUGAUGUUUUCCAGUUCGAUGCACAUGGACCUUAAAUUACCAGAACAAAAGGUACAAUUUUUUUUAAAAUAGAAUUGAUAUGAUUGUUUGAUAAGUUAGCUAAUGACCAAAGACUUAUUGCUGUAAUGGAAAAACCUUACAAACAAAACCUAGAAUCAGUUUUUGAAGUACUCCAUAUGACUUAAAAAUACAUAAUGGGUAUGAUUCAAAUUGCACAACCUGAAAGUAUGUCGAAGGCAAACUCAAAUCAUGGCUUUCAUAAAUGAAUUGGAUAAGGAAAAAUAAAAGUCCUGGUUAUGAGGUAAGGACUGGGGGAAUUGGUCCAGCUGAAAUGUCAUCCACCUCUGCUUUAACCACUUCAGGGAUCUCUUCUAUAAUUCAAAAAAGGGUUUUGGUGGCAUAGUUAUAAAAUGCUUAAGCACUAUUCAGAGAUGUAGUCUGAGCUUACUUCUCAGGCAUGUUGAAGGCUAAAUUAAAAACCUUAGGUUUUAAAGUCGUUGGUGUGCAUACACCAAUUUCUGUCACUUAGUUAUCUCUCUAACUUCAAGGCUGCAAAUAAGUGAAUUGAUUUAUCUAGAAUGUGUGCACUUCAACUCAAAUUUGAAGUCAAAACUGCCUGAACUUUAAAUUUAACCAAAUUACAUUUACUAGAAGUAAAUUUCAGUGUGUACUCCAAGCCUUUUAGUAUUGUACGUAAGUCUGUUUAUAUUUUAAAACCAGAGCAGCAAUCUUAAUAACAAAAAAGUACCAAAGAAAACAUAUGGGGAACAUAAACACCCAACGUUUCGGAACAUAUUAAUGAUUCCAUGUUUCCUGUGCCAAAUUUGUACUUCGAUGGUUUUGCCAUUACUCUUCUUACUUAUUCAAAAUGGGUAAGGCCUCCCGCUUCCAACACCCAUCAUUUUAAUAGAUCUUUGAGUAGCUUUAGCGAUUUUAAUUCAAAGGAAUAUUGUGAACAGAACAUAAAUUGUCUAUCUUAUAGAUAUGAGGUAUUAGUUUCUAACUUAUCUUGCCAGAUCACUGAUAGCAAAAAAAAAGUGUUUUUAAUAAAGAUUAAACAGCUAAACGUAAAACUUUGCUGUUUUCCUUGGUUGGAAUUCAGAAACUACAGGAUGAAAUAUUCUGGAAUCAUUGAGGUGUUUUUUAAAAAAAAAUUAGUUAAUGAAGUUUCUUCCCAUUUCCCACAUAUACUUCAUUGCAGGAAGUGUACUUUGCAGUUUUUUUUGGAAUGCCAAUACAUGGAUGAGUUGCUUGUCCUUUGCCACACCUUAAUGUAGGUUUAGAGUUGUCGCUUGCUUGUCUAGUUUUGAAUAGGUCUACUUAUUCCUCUGGAGUGUGAAUUCAUGUUAUAUAUCAUGCUAAAUGGUUAGCCAUGCCUCUGUCUCUGAUAACUGUCAAGCACUUUACUUGGUCCAGUUUAUUCAACUCUAGAUCAGACAAUCCAAAUGCCUUGAGGUUCAGACUAGAUUCAGAGUAGCAGGCAAGAAGAAUAGUGACUUUUCCAUAUAAAUUUUCAACAUGUGAAGUUAUUGAUGGUAAAACUGCAGUUAAACUUCACCUUUUUCCAGUAAGUGGUGUGUUGAUUGUGGCCAAUAGGACUCAUAUGCCACAUCUUCUGAUUGACUAAAUUAACAAACAUUCUUGCUUGUGGUCUUGAGAUCGGACAGACUAUGACAGUCUUUUAUUAAUCUGACUGGCUGCCAAAUUAGUCCAACUAAUAUCUCCACCUUGGUUGUAAAUAUAAUUAAUUAGAAAAUGGAUGUGUAACAUUAAAUUUUGUAAAAGUAUUUUCAUUAUUUUAUAAGCAGUAUUUCUGCACUUCCAUUCAGUUUUGUUUUCACUUUCCUUUUAUGUGGAUCAGACUUAAAAAUCUGAUUUGCAGAUCUGGUCUAAACUCCCUUGUGGUUAUUUAAGUUAGUUCUGUCAUACCAACAUUUUAAACAUCUAUAGCUGUGAAAUAUGGUAAAUGUCACUUAAGUUCACCCGAAGCAAUCCAAAAUUUCCAGCUUUGUAACCAGACUUGUGGCUUACAUAAUCACUUUGCAUUCAUGUAUGUUGGCCCCAUGUGCUAGACCAUAUUUAAGAAGUCAACCACAAAAAUUUGGAUAGCCACUAACUUCUGUACAAUGCUGGUAAUACACAGUUGACAGAAUACAAAUAAAUGCCAUCUUUUCCUGAAGUUAUCAACCAGGUUUUGAAUGUUUUCAGCACUUUCUGAAACAAUGUAAAAGUAAACCCAUGCAUAGUGACAUUUUAACUAAGAACUUAAUGUUCUGAUUAGGAAUGGUGCAAAACUGAAAUCAUAACAUAUUCCUGUGAACCUCUCAUGGCUCCAAACCUAAUGUCAAGGUCAGCAAUUGUAAAAAGUAUUCAUUCACCACUGCGUACAGAUUGCAAAUUUAAGGCUGACAGAAUUAAAAAGAUUAUCUAUUUCUGAGAUUCAGAAAAGCACCAUCUCCUCCUUUUGAACUGGGAGUGCUUCAGCCAUAUCUAAACAAAGUGAUAUUAUGUUGUUCUGAUUAUAAGUGAAGGAGCUGUAGUGGAUAUAGAUCUGGCUCCUUUUAGCACUGCCUAUUUUGCUGCUUGCACUUUAGAGCUUUGGUCAUUUUUAGAACUGCCUCAUAGUGUAAACCUUUCUGCAGAGUUUUUUUGUGUGGAUCAAAAUAGUAUCAACUGUAUUUGAUUUGAAAAACAUUUUUCGGUAUUCGUAUAUUUUUACUCAUCAAUGGAGGUGAAGCUUGAUAUAAAUACCAUGCAAUAACAUCCCAAUUUGACUAUCUAGGUGCAUCAGCUUUCUUCCUUUUGAGCUAAGGAUUAUUAGCAUUCCUGCUCACCCUUCUUUUAAUGUUUCAGAGGAAAGGAUUGGUUUCUCAGUAAAUACCUCUUGCAGUUACACCUGUUUCAUGAGGUUGAUAACAUUUACUCAGUCAUGGCUUGCAAUAACAAUUAACCUGCCUGGUGAGGUAGCUUUCUUCACUUUUCAGGAAUAGACCCUCCUCACAGUAAAACUUGCCAUUUAAGCAUGCAGUGAUCACAAUUUCUUUCCUGCCAAAAUCUUGAGAUAGUCACUUUGUAGCCACAACCUGUUUAGGUGGGCAAAACAGAGUUUGAGAUGUGGCAAAGUGCUGGUUAUGCAGAUAGAAACAAUUAUUUGUGUAUGGUCAUCAGAGUGAUACAUUGCAAUUUGUUAUGCAAACUUAAUUUAGGGAAUAUAGUGGGAUUAGUAUAUGCAAUUUUUAUAAAAGCAAGUGUGGAUUAUUUGUGAAAUUUUCUGCAUGUUUUUAAGAAUGCAAGGCUUGUAUCUCCAAACUAAGGAAAUUUGCCUCGUCUUCAGUGUAUUUAUUUACUGAAGCUAGAGAUUGACGUGGUACUGUGCACUGAUGCAUGUUUUUCCAGUUUUGGUUCGUGUGCUGUCCUAUGCAAAAGACUUGAGCCAAAAGAGAGAAAUAUGCUACCUUAAAUAUUUGCCACAUUCCUCAAUCAGUUGCAUUGGGAGUGUAAAAAAUCGUUUCCAUGGAAGUGGUGUUGAAACAAGACUUCCCAUUCUUUAAACAAAUGCUAGAGGAAAGGGAAGAAAUGAGAUAUUUGCACAGUGUGAAUGUGUGAACAAAGUGUGUGUAGGACUAUUUCAAAAAAGAACACAAUGCUAUUUUGUUUGCUAUUGACUUUGCUUACAUGCCUGUCACUGUAAACCUGAAGACAAGGGUAACAGAACAGUACACUUAUGAUUUCAGUUUAAACCAAUCUCCACAAAAUCUUGUGAUUAGAAGGGAUUAAAAGCAGCCGGGCAUUGAAAUUCUGUAGUUCAAUCUUUCUCCUACAGAAAUAAUUCCAAUAACAAUUUAAAAACUAUUACUGGGUUAUCAAAAUAUUUUUCAAUGUGUGUGGCCUGCAAUGUGUCUAUGCAUGAAAUAUACAAUUCUCACCAAAACUCUUGUGACUAACAAAUCAUCUAUUCUUGUGUACUGUUUACAGCAAGUUUGUCUGAGGUGCUGCGCUUAUUGCACAAGCGAAUGUUUCCAGUUAAAGUUUAAACAAUCCUAUCAACAAUCAGACAAGGCUUACAUUUCAGACCAUGGUAUUCAGAAACUGUUAGUACCAGCUUAUAAGGCUCUAACCUUUAAUAUUUGAUGUUUUUGUGCAACAUCUGUAUGUCCCUGGGUGUUGAUACAGAGGUUGUGGAAUGAGUUUAUUUGUAAAGUGGAAAAAUAACUGGUAGUUUAUGGAGCCAGUCAAAUUCUUGUAUUAAUGCAUUCUAUAAUCAAGAUGAUUGUAAACUUCCAUAUACUGAUCAGUGAAAUGUAAUUCCUCGAUAUAAUGUAUUUUAAUUGGGAGUUAAUUUGUCUUAGAGAUUUGGAUUAAAUUCUCACAAAAAGGAAGCAUGUUAUGUUUUGCUGAUAUGUGUCUGGAUUUAUGUUAUCCUGUAACACCAAAGAGUAAAAGUGCCCCUAGCUUUUAUAUCAGAAGCCACAUGGUCAAACUGGUGCCAAGGCAGCUUCUGUAGAAGCCGUAGCAGGCUCCAUUUGUUUGAAAUCUGAUUGUAUGUCAGAGGUCCAGGAAGUUUGAUGAUUGCACAAAUAAUUGUUUCUCAUUCCAAAAUGACCAGUGCAGCAGUUGUUAUAAACUGGCCUCACGCUUUGAAAUACUUUACUUGACCCAACUAUUUCUGCUGCUGCGUUAGAUUUUAAUCAGUCAUUUUUGUUCUCAGGAAACUAUUGGAAAUGUAGGCAAGGUGUUUGUAUUAUUCUUCCGUUUUCCAAGAUGAUGUAUUGGAUUUAUGUAAUUAAACAAACAGACACUUUUUAAAAGCAAGUUAUUGAAUGCAUUGCCAGGCACACUCACUGCUUAUCUGGUACCUUUGUGAAAUUUGUGUUAUCAAAAUAGAAUGCUCAACUGUAGUUAAGUCCAUCCAUUAUCACUGGAUAUUCAAUAAAUUGGUUUUUCCUAAUAUAGCGCAGCUAUAUAUUACAUAAUUGUAUUGAAGUUCCUGUUUUAAAAAGUUUAUAAAAAUGUAACAUUGUCCUGUGGCUGAAUCAGACUAAGCUGAUGGAUAUAGAGCCAUUUAUGUAUGCUGGUGUCAUUAUAAAAUACUGCUGAGUGGUGAUUGUGACAAUUCUUUUUCUAAUACUUUGAAUAACUACUGUGAAUAUUUGUAAACUAUCUGCAAGUGGUCAAGCUGCAAUUUAUGUAAACUUUGGCAAACAACACAAUUAUUAAGAUUUCAGCAUUCAUCCUGGGCAUUUCAUUGGGAUUGUUAAAAGUUACUGCACUGAACAACUAAGUACUAUAUAGAUGCAUGUUUCUUGCACUUUUGUGCCAAGUUAUGAGGCCAAAACCUAUUGCAGAUCUUUCCUGCAUUUAAGGAAUGUGGAGAAUGUUUAGAAGGGGAGAGCACAAAAUACCAAUGUGAAAACAAAGGGGAAAGAGCAGUGAAUACUGAACAAUAUUGUUGAGGUGUUGUUAACCAUAAAAUUGCAGUUAUUUUCCAAGCAGUUUUAUUGCGAGUUCUAGUUUUGUUUGCAUGUUUGUUUAUUGGUACAACUAAUUGUCUUCCACAGAAACUGUAAUAGUACCUGAUUAGCUUGGAAAGUGUUGCUCAAGUCCAAUGUCUAUCUUGUUUUAAAAAAUAUUGCUGUAGAGUGAGAUUUUCCAGACUAAAAAUACGAAACAAAGGAGGACCAGUCCAAAUUUGUCUUAUUGCUUUUGCAAUUAGGGCUAUUUUGUUACUACUAAUUACGGGGAUGGGAUAACCUCUGAUUAGUUCUGCACCAGUUGCCACUUUUCAGUAAUGCAAAAUCGAUACUGAAACUGGACUUCAGAGGGAAUGGUGUAGCACUCUUACUUUUCAGCAGGCUUACAAUUUGGGUUUGACUUGAUUUGUAUUACGAUUUCUUAACCUUGAGCAAGGAGGUUUAAGUCACAUCGUAAGUAGACGAGCACUUGAUCGUUUUGAGUACAAAAAUGCUCAGUUAUUUUAUUGCUAAGUGUGAAUUGAACAAGGAAAUGUAAACAUAGUGCUGUUUUUAGAUUGACAAUGUCACUAUCUUAAAACCUACUAGAAAGAUGCAUUCAAAAGGAAGAAAAAGGUUACCUUAUGACUAGUGAUUCUGGUCAACUUCAGAACUAUUAGUUCUCAACAUGGAUUUAAUUUUAUCUCCAACAACUUGUCUCUCAACACAACUUAUUAAUGUGCAUAAAUUUCUGCUGGUUUAGCUUAGUCAUUCCUCUUUUUAAAAUCAAGUGCUGAAAAUGUUUUAGAAAUUUUACAAGUGUUGCAGCAAAUAAGGAAAUGAAACUCAUCCAUUUUAAAUAUACCUUUUAUUGUAUGGUGAAAACGUUAAAAUGUAGACAAUAGAAGAUGCAGUACUGCUAGACCAUUUCUACAACCCAACAUGCAUACAGUAAAAGAGUUCCCGUCCAAAUCCAGAAUACUGUAAAGCAGCUUUAAUGCGCUGGGGACUAAACAGUACUGCAUCUUAUAUUAUGCAAGGAUUUAGACGUGUGAAACACUUUUGUCAUCUUGGUCAUUCUGCUUGGUGUAUCUUGAAAGGCAUGCUACGAUGUCUUGUAGCAUUUAUCUCCUUUUGGUAAAAUACUGCCUUAUGCUUUAGUGACAAUAAACAAGACUACUUGAACAAA